AUAACAAGGCAGAAAAACAAGCAUAUCCGUUUUCUCGACGCGGCGAUCGCUGCAAGGAAAGUAGACAUUUAUAGUGGUUGUUUUUUGGCUUAUGGGUUUUGCUAGUUUCUGAGGCAUUAGACAAGAAGUUCACAGGUUGUCAUGAUCAGGAGAGGAUAUCUUUCUUCACCAAUUCUUGCCUCCUUGAGCGUAGCGGUCUUCUUCAUUCAUGCCUUGGCAGACGAUGUUCCUUCGCCGGAUGGCACAUCAGCUACCUGUGUCUUAGACUUCAAGGAAUUCCCUUACCAGCCAAGCGGUGAGUGCAUAGGCCAACAAGAGAGAAUCAAAGACUGGAACAGCUUUGGCACAACACUUUGCUGCCGUGAUGUCCUCAACGUCCUAACAAAACUCUUAGCCUGGCGUGCAUCAAACACAAGCGGCUAUAUUUUCCUCCCAGAAGAUCAAUGGGCGAACUGUAGCGGUGGCUUUACCAGACAAAACCUUGUAUCACCAUAUUCAUGUGGCUUUGAUAAGCUCUAUAAUGGGAGAAGUUCUUGCUCAAGUUUUUCUUUGUCAUCAAUAAAGGAACAGACGUAUUACAAAAAUGCGGUAGCCUCGUGUUCGGAUUUUAGCUCUUCGUACGAUGAUGUGUGCGGCAACUGCAUCGAGGCAAUAUCGGAAGCGAGGGAUUAUCAGUUGCGACAAUUAGAUGUCAAAGAUGAUGACAAGGAGGAAAAAAUAGUUUGUGGGGUGGCAGUUCUUAUAUCUGUUGUGGCUGCAAAUUUGAAUAAUCAAUCACUGAUGAUCGAUGAUUUCUAUAGUUGCUUGCCUGCUUCAGAUGAAUUCAAUGAAGGGUACAUGAAAAUCAAAUAUUCUGUGGUGAAAGUGGUAUUUGCGGUCUUUAUAGCAAUCAUCGUAUUGUUGCUGGUCAUUCUUUUGAUAAAAUAUGUGAGCAAGGGCAAGAAGAAGCGUCCUAAACCUGUUCCUCAAUCUGAAGAGAUCACCGCCUGGUCUGGCCUCUAUAGAUUCUCCAAGGCUGAGAUUGAGAAUGCCAUUAAUCACAGCAAGGUGAGGAGGAGCCUAGGGAGAGGAAGUGCUGGGCAAGUUUAUAAAGGUGUUUUACCUAGUGGACAAGUAGUAGCCAUCAAGCACAUACAUAAUAGCAGCUCAUGCAAUUCUUUCCAGCGCGAAGUUGAAGGCCUUUCUAGGGUUAGGCAUCCAAAUCUUGUUUGUCUCUUCGGUUGCUGCAUUGAGGGAGGGGAACGGUAUCUUGUCUAUGAAUAUUGUGCAGCUGGGAACUUGUCUCAACAUCUCCGAAGGAAAGAUACUGUAUUGACAUGGGAAAGAAGAGUUAAGAUCCUAAGAGACUGUGCUCUUGGACUGAGAUACCUUCACCAUUUUAUAGAUGGUUGCAUCGUCCACAGGGACAUUAAGCUCACAAACAUCCUUCUGACUGAGAAUUUGGAACCAAAACUCUCAGAUUUUGGGUUGGCAAAGAUGCUUGGCAUGGAAGAGAGCAAAGUUUUCACAGACGUUAGAGGAACUAUGGGCUAUAUGGAUCCAGAAUAUAUGAGCAAUGCCAAAUUAACAUGUGCCAGUGACAUCUAUAGCUUUGGUAUUGUUGCUCUUCAACUUUUAUCAGGGCAAAAAGUCAUUGAGUUGGAUCUUGAUGCUAGAGACCAGCUCAUCCGAAAGGCAAAGGAUGUAAAUGCAGGAAAACGUCCGUUAACAGAUUUUGAAGAUCCUGGCCUCAACAGAAAGGUCAACAGCGUUGAUUUUGAAGCCAUUUUGCAAAUUGCUGUACUAUGUGUGGCAAAAUCAAGCAAAGGUCGCCCAACGAUUGAUGAUGUCUUCGAAGAGAUAGAGAAGGCUUGGAAAAACACACAAGCUGAAAUGAAAGCCAACAGAGAAAUCGGCUCAUCAAUGUCCAAAUCCGUGGAAGUGAUACCUGUGUAAGGAAAUAAGGCUGAAGGCUGAAGUUUAAUGAUGGGUGGUACCCUUGUUUUGUUUGUGAACUAUGAAUCAGUAAAAAGGUGGUGCUGCUUAGAAAUAAUUAAAGAUGCGAUGCUGUUACCAAUUAAGACGUCCAUAUCUGUAUGUUAUUAAGACCUUUUUCUGCUCCAUUCCCAGUGAGCAACUGAGAAACAUAUAUGAAUAUUCCUUCAUUGGGACUGAUCGAGAGGAUACGAUGGUGACGAAGAAGGAAGAGUUCUUGUCCUUGAUACAACCACAGAGACUACACAUUGUUGAUUGAGGAUCUCAUUUUGUAGCUACACAUUUAACGUAAAGUUUGAGGAUUUGAAUGGGGGAACUGGGUUUCAUGGAAGUCAGAAAUCAUCUGUGAGUUGAGAGAUCCAUGUACAGGGGCUUUUUUUUGAAAUUAAAUAUGUAUUCUAUAAGUUAUUAAGGUUUAAUGAUU
Populus euphratica (Euphrates poplar) is the source of this 2398-nucleotide messenger RNA. RefSeq names its product probable receptor-like protein kinase At5g20050. Gene Ontology annotation, biological process: protein phosphorylation. The record is from RefSeq and is a predicted model, not a curated record. Bases 142 to 1935 code for a protein of 597 amino acids. Gene Ontology annotation, molecular function: ATP binding; protein kinase activity. Lineage: Eukaryota; Viridiplantae; Streptophyta; Magnoliopsida; Malpighiales; Salicaceae. The transcript is spliced from 9 exons.